UUUAUAUUUAAUAUAUAUAUAUAAGUAUUACUCUCUGUUUGUAUCUAUACUUAAUUAAACGUUUCUAUUUACUAAUUAAAACAUUUCAAUGCCUUCUAAAGAACAAAAGAUUCUUGAUUACUUAUUUAAAUUGCCUAAUAAGGAACAAAUAAGGGGUAACCCUGAAAAAGUAUUAGAAGCAAUAGAUGAAUUUAUUAGAAAGAAUACUCAUUAUAUGAAUGUGGGACCUAAGAAGGGAAAGAUUGCCAUUGAUGAAAUUAGGAAAAUUAAACCCAAACUCAUGAUUGAGCUUGGUUGUUAUUUUGGUUAUUCAGCUGUCUUAUUUGCAAAGGAAUUACCUGAAAACGAUCCUAAUGCUAAAUAUUUCAGUUUUGAAUUAAAUCCAGAUUUUGCUAAUAUCGCCCGACAAUUUGUUGACUUUGCUGGUUUACUGCAUAAAGUUGAAAUUAUUGUAGGACCAGCUGCUAAAUCAUUAGUUAAUUUUGAAGCCUCUAUUUUAAAAAAGGAUCUUCGUUAUACUGCAGUAGACUUUGCGUUUAUUGAUCAUUGGAAAGAUCGUUAUGUUCCUGACUUAAGAGUCUUGGAAAGUUUAAAUUUGCUUGCUCCUGGAACUCUUAUAAUUGCUGAUAAUAUUUACAGACCAGGAGCUCCUGAUUAUUUAAAGUAUGUAACAUCAUCACCUGAAGAGAGAAGAGAAUUUCAUUACAAAGUUCCUAAUGAUAAUGGUAAGGAAUUCUUGGGUAGAUGGAAUAUUUUAUAUGAUACAAAGACUGUUCGUGUGGAUGAUGAAGUUGGUUCAGGCUAUGAUGAAUUGGCCAUCACUAAGGUUGUUGAUUAUCUUGAUGGUUGAUAAAGCUUUUAAUAGUUAUAUAGUUACUACAGUUAUUGAAGUAGUUCAGUUGAUAUGUAUAUGUGCAAUAUACUUUACAAGUUUAUUUUAUAA
Scheffersomyces amazonensis is the source of this 943-nucleotide messenger RNA. RefSeq lists its product as uncharacterized. The record is from RefSeq and is a predicted model, not a curated record. Bases 89 to 850 code for a protein of 253 amino acids. Lineage: Eukaryota; Fungi; Ascomycota; Pichiomycetes; Serinales; Debaryomycetaceae. Gene Ontology annotation, molecular function: O-methyltransferase activity. The transcript has a single exon.